Molecule: messenger RNA, 2825 nt
Organism: Lactuca sativa (garden lettuce)
Lineage: Eukaryota; Viridiplantae; Streptophyta; Magnoliopsida; Asterales; Asteraceae
Source: RefSeq, a predicted model, not a curated record
AUUGAAGCAUUCUUUGAUUUAGCGUCCCAUGGAAAAAUUUGGAGUUUUAAUCUUCUUGAACUCUCCAUAUAAAUUAUAAUCUUUGUCUUGUCAAUCUUUUCAAUCAUGUUCUAAAAGUUCUUAAUCCAAGUUGUCCUGAUAUCAAAAUGUGCUUCCAAAUCCAUCAAGAAACGUUAUUAGUACAAGUAAUACUCUUGUAGAAAAAUACUACAAAGCAUUUUAAAUUGGGGAUAUUAACUAUGUAGCACAAUAAAGUUUCGUGUUUGUCUCGGAUUGAUCAUUCAUGGUUUUUUUUGCACAACAUGUCAUGAAAGUUAUACCUAUUAAAAAAGCCCUAUUGUUAAAAACUAAGUUGAAAUCAAAUUAACCCCUUAGUUGACAUGGUGUUGUGACAACAAAUAGGCAAUGUCCUUUACACAUAGAUAUUAUAAGUAAUUUUAUUUUUACAUAUUUCAGCUUCAAUUGCAAUCUUACACCUUGUUUGACAUUGGAAAUGUGCACCUUUUACAGACUUGUAUCACAAUUACAAACGUAACUGAGUAUUUCACGAUGUUUUGGCCUUUGAUUGUUUGAUUGCUCUUAAUGUUUGGAUUUCUGCUUUGAAUUGGUGGUUUCUGCUCAUUAAUCGUUUGAUUGCGACGUUGAUUCCGUAUGACAUUGAUCCAUUAUAGACGAUUCCGGUACCACCUUUUCCGAUUAUGUUUUCGUCUCUUAAACACAUGACGACGUCUUCUGCUUUGAACUCUAACCUUUGGAAAGCUGUUAGUUUCCAUGGUUUUGACUUUUGGAUCUUGUUCUUCCGUUUGAUCAGAAUUGCGACUAUUAAGAAUUGCAUUUAGUAUGAAAUUUCAAAUGGCUAAUCCCCUAAAAUAUGGCUUUGAAAACUUCGAUGAAGAAAAUGAGAGGAGAGACUUUGUUUUAACUCAUAAUCAACAUACAAUUCGCUUAACAAAAUUCAAAGAACUAACGUAUGACUAGUGUGUCUUAACUUUUCUAGCAUCUCUCGCGAGUUUCAUUUUAACGCGAUUCAAAGAAGAAUACUGGAAACGGUGAUAGUAAUAUAUGUGAGGAUUGAGGAAGUUGAUAGUAAUCUAUGUGGGUCAGUAAAUAAGUAAUAUAUGUGGAUGCCUCAUAAGAAACAUAUUUCGUUAACUUAAUCCAUUUUUGCCAUGCAGGAUGCCAAGUUAGUAGAGCUAACUUGAAAGUCUGUUAGUUUUAACGCCAAACUUUUAUUUAACAGGUAAAAUUCAACUUUUAUAAUCUACUGUGCAAAAUAAUAAUAAUAAUAAUAAUAAUAAUAAUAAAACUCUUCAAUGACAUAUCCGGAACAAACACAAAACUUAAUUGUGCCAUGGUGUCAUUUUCCCUCUUAAAUUGUGAAACACUUAGGGUCGUUUGAUUUGCACUUACCCAGUCUGGUCAGAGCUGACUGCUGACCUGGUCAGUAGUCAGACUGUUUGAUGGGCCUCUAUUGUGGCUGACUCGGUAAACAAUCAAUGACUAAGGGGCUGACUCGGUCCAAAAAAAAGAGGCUGACCGAUACAACAAACAAUUUCUUCUCCUGCGCCCUAACAAAAAUCGCCGAUCGUUCUUCCCUUCCUUCAAUAUUCAGUGCGACAACAAGCAACAAGAUUUCUCCUCCAACUUUCGGCCACUUCACCUCCUGCGCCGACGACGACACAGCUCCGCCGACGACGACACAGCCUCGGUGAGGAACUCGACUGCAGACAUGACAGAUAAAAGAAUUAGGGUUAGUUGGAAGUCGGAAUUGGUGGACAAAACUUUUUUGGAAGCAUGUAUACAAGAAUUAACAAGCAAUGGUCGGGAGGGUAGUGGACUAAAAGCAAGCUCAUGGGUUGUGGUCGCGGAGAAAUUGAAAACAUAUCAUAAUUUUAUUGUCGACAAAAAACAAAUGAAAAACCGAUACGACUAUUUAAAAGCAAAGUAUACAGUGUGGUUAAAACUUAAAAACAAAACAGGAAAUAUAUAUAAUCCCGUAACGAAUUCUUUUAACAUGAUUAAUGAAGAAUGGGAAGCGGAAGUGAAGGUACAUUUAUACAUAUUUUUUAAAGUAGAUUAUACUUUAAUAAUAUUUAUUAAAUUUGUCAAACAGUUGAACAAGUAUGUAGAUAAGCUGAGAAAUGCACCCCUCCCUUGCCCUGAACUUUGUACCCAACUAUUUGAUGGGGCAACCUCGACCGGUGUUCACAAUUGGGGGCCAUCUUCGACAUUACCUCAUCCCAAUGAAACCUUCAGUACACAUGAUUUUGAGGAUAUAGAGAUGGAUGAGCCAGCACCUCAUGCAGAUACCCCAAGCUCAACAGUACCUCAACCUACUAGUGAAGAAUCAUCUGGGCGGACAAAAAACAAGGGGGGCAAACGAAAUGGUCCUAAAGAAACCACACUUGAUGAUGAGUUGAAAGAAGUUGGAAAAGAGAUUAUCAAGGCUGCACAAGCAUUCACCGAAGCAAAUAAUCUUGACAAGGAGAUGGAUGCUUGUAUGGCGCAGUUGACAAGCUUGGAGUGGGGAGAAUAUGAUCUGAAAUACACCACUGCUUUUAUGUUAUUUGCUGAAAGUGCUGGUAAUAGGAAAAUUUGGUUGCGCCUUAACUUGUCAACUUGUGAGUCGUGGGUAACAAAUGCGGGAAGAAAGUUUGGAUUAGUUGGUUGACUUUAGUACUUACAUGUUACGUUUGACUUUAGUAUGUUAUGGUUCAUUGUUUGACUUUAGUAUGUUAUGGUUCAUUGUUAGACAUUAGUAUUCUAUGGUUUAGUUAUGUUAUGGAUUGUUUUUCUUAGGUGCGGUUAUGUUAUAUGAAUUUAUA